Messenger RNA from Lacerta agilis (Sand lizard), 1799 nucleotides. RefSeq names its product neuropilin and tolloid like 2 (gene NETO2). Gene Ontology annotation, molecular function: protein binding. The transcript is spliced from 9 exons. The record is from RefSeq and is a predicted model, not a curated record. The coding region runs from base 128 to 1705 and encodes 525 amino acids. Lineage: Eukaryota; Metazoa; Chordata; Lepidosauria; Squamata; Lacertidae.
GUGAGGAGACGAGGAGCCCCUCACGCUGAGAGAGGGAGGGAGCGCGGCGCUUCUCACCUCUCUCGCCCCCGACCCCCAUCGCCCCUCCCCGGCCACAGGUGCGCGGAGAGACCGCGGAGGAGGGAAGAUGGCUCUGGUCAAGGUCUACUCGGUGCUGGAAGUGUUCUUGAUAACUAUACUUGUCGUGGAAGGAAUUGCUGUGGCCCAAAAGACUCAAGGUGGGCAGAAUAUUGGAGGUAACCGCUUAGCAACUACCCAGUGUAGCGACUGGGUACGGACAAGCAACGGAGGCCACUUCGCUUCACCAAACUUCCCUAAUUUCUACCCACCCAACCAGGAGUGUGUCUAUAUUUUAGAAGCUGCCCCACGGCAAAGAAUAGAGCUAACCUUUGACGAACCGUACUACAUAGAGCCUUCAUUUGAAUGUCGAUUUGAUCACCUCGAAGUUAGAGAUGGACCUUUUGGUUUCUCCCCUCUCAUUGAUCGCUACUGUGGUCUAAAAAGCCCUACUCUAAUUAGGUCAACAGGGAGAUUUAUGUGGAUAAAGUUUACCUCAGAUGAAGAACUGGAAGGACAGGGAUUUAAAGCAAAAUAUUCAUUUAUACCAGAUCCUGACUUCACAUACCUAGGAGGUAUUUUAAAUCCCAUCCCAGAUUGCCAGUUUGAGCUCUCGGGAGCUGAUGGGAUUGUGCGCUCCAGUCAGGUGGAACAAGAAGAGAAAACAAAGCCUGGGCAGGCUAUUGACUGCAUAUGGACCAUCAAGGCUACUCCAAAUGCCAAGAUAUAUUUGAGGUUUCUAGACUACCAGAUGGAACAUUCAAAUGAAUGCAAGAGAAACUUUGUGGCUGUGUAUGAUGGAAGCAGUUCUAUCGAAAACCUGAAAGCAAAGUUUUGCAGCACGGUGGCUAAUGAUGUGAUGCUGCAGACCGGAAUCGGGGUGGUACGAAUGUGGGCCGACGAAGGGAGUAGAUUGAGCAGGUUCAGAAUGCUCUUCACAUCAUUCGUGGACCCCCCCUGCUCAGGCAGCACAUACUUUUGCCAUAGCAACAUGUGCAUCAAUAAUUCUUUAGUCUGCAACGGCAUUCAAAACUGUGCAUACCCAUGGGAUGAAAACCACUGCAAAGAAAAGAAAAAAACGGGGCUGUUUGAGCAAAUCACCAAAACCCAUGGGACAAUAAUUGGGAUUACUUCAGGAAUCGUCUUGGUCCUUCUCAUCAUCUCGAUCCUGGUUCAGGUCAAGCAGCCGCGCAAGAAAGUGAUGGCGUGCAAGACCACGUUCAACAAAACUGGUUUCCAGGAGGUUUUUGACCCACCUCAUUACGAGCUCUUCUCGCUGAGAGACAAAGAGAUCUCCGCCGACUUGGCCGACCUGUCUGAAGAACUUGAGAACUACCAGAAAAUGAGACGCUCCUCAACAGCUUCGAGGUGCAUCCAUGACCACCACUGUGGCUCCCAAGCCGCAACUGUAAAGCAAAGCAGGACCAACCUCAGUUCCAUGGAACUCCCUUUCCGCAACGAUUUUGCACAACCUCAGCCAAUGAAGACCUUCAAUAGCACUUUCAAAAAAAGUAGCUAUACCUUCAAACAGGCUCACGAGUGUCCAGAGCAGGUGAUAGAGGACAGGGUGAUGGAAGAGAUCCCUUGCGAAAUCUACGUGAGGGGUCGAGAGGACACUGCUCAAGGCUCAUUAUCAAUGGACUUCUAAUCUGGUUUUGAAGGUGAAAUGGGUGUGUGUAAAUAUUAUAUAAAUAUAAUGUAUGUGAAUGUACAAAAAUGUACCAUACGGAAUUCGAUGGAGA